Messenger RNA from Hansenula ciferrii, 714 nucleotides. RefSeq lists its product as uncharacterized. The record is from RefSeq and is a predicted model, not a curated record. The transcript has a single exon. The coding region runs from base 1 to 714 and encodes 237 amino acids. Lineage: Eukaryota; Fungi; Ascomycota; Saccharomycetes; Phaffomycetales; Wickerhamomycetaceae.
AUGAAUCUAAUAGAUAUAUAUGAUGAAUUGCAAAAUUAUUCCCUGCAUGCAAUAUAUACAAACUGCAAUGCUCAAAUUGUUAAGCUUGAUGUGUUUUUCGCCAAGACACUCGCUUCAAUACACACAUUGUCUAUUCUUUUUAACCUAUUUGUAGUUUUAGUUGUAGUUGUAGACCCAGUACUUUUCUUUGACCAUUCGCGAGCUCUUCUGCUCCAUAUCAAAAUUUCAUCAACACAUUUGCUCAUCUCUUUUGCCAUCAACUGUACUAUAUACAAUUCAAUCUCAAAAGAUAAGAAAGAAAAAAGGUUAAAGAUGUUUAGAAACUCUAUCAAAUCAAUUGCUAAAUUAGGCUUCACUUCUCAAAGAUCAUCAAUCUUAAGAAAUACUACACCAAGAUUAUCUUCAUUCACAAGUAUAAGAACCUAUGCAAAUUCAAAUUCAGAUUCAAAUGAAAAAAUUGUAUAUUUAUUUCAACGUUAUCCAGAUGUUAUGAAGUCCCUUGAAGAAUUCCAUAAAAUUAGAAUUGAAACAGAAGAUGGUUUAGAUCCACAACAAAUGAAUGAACAACAAAUUAAUAAAGUCUUGGAAAAUAAAGAAUUUCAAGAAGCUUUUGAUAAAUUUAGAGAAGAAUUAGGUAAAGUUGAAGAAAAAGAUCCUCAAGGUGCUCAAGAAUUAAUGAAUUAUAUCUUGGAUCCUUCUUUUAUGUCAAAAUAA